Molecule: messenger RNA, 1449 nt
Organism: Scutellospora calospora
Lineage: Eukaryota; Fungi; Glomeromycota; Glomeromycetes; Diversisporales; Gigasporaceae
Source: the annotation of a GenBank genome assembly
AUGGGUAAUAACAAAUCUGUUCAGUCUGAUGAAACAGAGAAAAUUAGUCUUUCUAAAUGGAUUAAAACAACAAAUAAGUCAUGUAUUUUCGGUAAUGUAACUACUGUAGAAGAUAUUAUCUCUCGAUGUGUUAAUGAAAAUUUUAAUGACGAAAAGCAUUGUCAAGACCCACUUGAAAUGAAUUCUGUAUCAUGUUAUAAACUUGAAGAUUUACAAAAUUCCAGCUUUUCAAUUGCAAAAUUGGCAAGGCAACUCUGUAAAGUGGGAUAUGGUGAAUUGCCAUGUUUCAGAUCUCAACAGCCCUCAACAGAUUUUGAUGCUAUUUAUGAUUUCCUUCAAUUUUCCAUUGUUUUACUAAAAGUUAAUCCCAAACCAAUCAAACGUGCAACUUUGACGGAUCUUAAUACAGAAAGUAUUUAUGGUGUUAAAUACGUUGCCCUUGAUCAUGAGUUUGACAGAUCUAUCAACAAAAAUGUUGUUGACCAAAUUUAUUUAGAACUUUUUAAAGAACUUUGUAAAAUUAAAACCGAGUUCGACUCUUGGGAAAAAUCUUUCAACAGUUCAGCAUUAAACCAUUUUAAUACCGGUUUAAAUAUUUGGUGUUCUAAACCAAAAAUUAAUCGUAAGGAUUGGGCUUCAAUAAUUAAUGAAAUGAGUUCUUUCAUUUCUGUAAAACCAAUAAACGAUUCCAAAUAUUUAGAAGCGUACAUCACUGCUCUUUCUUUAUAUACAUUCGCCGCUCUUAGUCAGGACCACGACAAAACUAAAAUUUGUAGUAUGAUAAAUCGAUCUUGCGAAUUACUUUUGUCAUUUAUUCAUACUUCGACACUUCAUAAUGCUGAGGGUUCUUUUGCACAUAAUUCGGAACUACCUGGCGUAAGGUUAAUUGACAUUUUUGGUGGUUUACAUCAAGGUUUAAAGACAGCAACGAUUCAAAAAUUUGUAUGCGAACAAGAUAAUGUAAUUUCAACUUCAUAUACUUCAAAAUUUGCUCCUGGCUUUGAUAAAUUAAAUAUCCUACCUCCAAUAACUAUCAGUAAAAAUGAAAAAUGGAAUAAUAUAACUGUAAAGAUUGAUGUUGCAUAUCCAUCAGCUUUCUCAAUCAAAACAUAUAUUGAUAUCCCACAGUUUCCGGAGUUAUUAGAUAUGAGAUCUGAGACUUGGGAAUUUAGGCCUAAUGAAAAUAAUGUUUAUAUUUCACAAUUAGUAUUUAGAGCUAUCUCUGAAAUAUCUUCUAUUUUGGCAAUAAUUGAUCCUUCAGAUAAUAAUAACGAAGAUUCUGAUGGUUCUAGCGUUUCAUCACAAGAAACAAUGUUUACUGUAAAUAAUGAUUAUUCAAGAUUUAAAAAGUGUUACUAUCGAAAAGUUUAUUGUGGUUUACAUGGCGAAUUUUAUGAAGAUCAAGAUGAUAUUAUCCCAAAUAUUCAAUCGUCUUGGGUCGUAUAUUAA